Molecule: messenger RNA, 2330 nt
Organism: Melanotaenia boesemani (Boeseman's rainbowfish)
Lineage: Eukaryota; Metazoa; Chordata; Actinopteri; Atheriniformes; Melanotaeniidae
Exons: 9
Coding region: 777-2330 (517 amino acids)
Source: RefSeq, a predicted model, not a curated record
GCUCGCCCCACAUAUAGAAACAUGUACGCUUAUAAAAUAGUGAGUGUUUUCUAUGUGUGAGAGUGAUGGGUUUAGUGUUUAAGGGAAUACUUCACCCUCAGAAUGAUGUGCCUUCAUUUUCUACUCACCCUCAUGCUGAUUUACACUCUGGAACACUUUCAGUUUUUUUUUUUUUCAGUUCAAUGUAAUCCAUGUGUCCUGAGUGGGUAGCGUCCAUAAUUUACUCGCAACGACAUAAUUUAGUAUACUUUUAUACGAUGCAGGCGCGCAUGUGCCACGGCGGCCACUGAUGCAACCAGCGUCACGCAGCAGUGCACGCGCACCCAGGUAGUAAAACAUGCUAACGGUUUGGGCUCCAAAAAUUAAAAUCACCCGACCAAAGCUAACAGUGUCAUGUUAGUUCUAAUGCAGGGCAGGGCUGAUCAGCUUAGCCUCCUUCGUCGGAGCGCGCCAUCUUUGAACGUUCAUACGUGUGUGUUGAUAGGCGUUCCUGGUACUGAGGCCUCUCUUGUCAAGAACGUGCGAUCUAAGCAUCAUGUAUGUGUUUUAGUGGAUAAGCAACCGGUGUAGUUUGUGUGAGUCAUGUUUACAUCGGCCUAAAUGGGGAAGAUCCCGAACUGCUAGAGAACAAACAUCAUUCCACACAACAACUACACACUAUUAUGUAAAUUAGAUAAAUACAAUAAGGUAUUUCAGUUUAAGUACAAGGUGUAUAAGAUAAGUAAUGUUAACUCUCUGUUGUGAUUGUUUUUUAUUUUAAAGGAACAAAAACAGCAAUGCUCUUCAAAGUUCAGUAUCAAAGAAAGAAGAAGUACAUCAAACUAAAUGGAAUCUCUUACUCUGCAAUCUUGAAAGAAGCUAAGGAGAAGUUUGGGAUUCCCAGUGACACCAGCAUGUAUCUAACGGAUGAAACGGGAACAGAGGUUGAUGAAGAAGUCUUCAGUGAUGUCAUAGAAGAAAAAUCAGACAUUCUCUGGACUAUUGUUGAUGCCCAUUCAGUGAUCGAGUCCCCUGCACAGUCUUCCUGUACAGACACCCUGUCUCUCUCAUCACAGUCAUCUGAGACUGAGGAGUCCCUCACAUCACCAAAGAGGCUGCGUAUUGAUGACAGCAUAGAGGCGAAAGAGCUUAUCAGAACAGUCCUGGAAACAAAGGCAGGAGGGGAGAAGAUACUCAAAGAAUACAGCAAGACAAGGGAAAUUACAGACCAAGUACGACGGAAGCUCGUCAACAUUGUUGUUGCUGAUAUGGUUGAGAAGUACGGGAAUGCUCCACCCAUGGACAUCAGGACCCGUUAUGCUAUGGGGAUUGUUGGACUUUUCCCAUCACUUAAAGAUCCUUUCUCUCAAAAAGGAUAUGAGCAUUUUUUUGAUGCCAGCAGUAAUGAGGGCUACAUUGCUUGGAAGUUAAAAAACAUGCAGCGAGAAUUUAGCCUUGGCAGGAGGAGCAGCAGCAGCAGCAGCAGCUCCACCACCAGUAGGGAAACAAAAGAAAGAGGACCAGAGUUUGAAAGAGAGGUGACUACUGCUCAUCAGUUGGAUGGAGACCAGUGUAGGGAGGCCAUUUCUCUACUGAAGCACAGCACAGAUGUUGAGCAGACCUUCAUGAAAAUGAGACAAACCUUCCAGUACAGACAGAAAUUGAUUCAUAAUCCUGAGAAAUCCAGCACGGUGUUUACUGUCUUCCCAAGAUUCCUGAACACAAAAGGACUGGUCCUGCAAGACUUUCAGAUGUUGUUUGGAGAGGAGACCUCUUCAAAGCUCCUGGAGAAGUGGGGAACAUUCCUUAAGACAAAAAUCAUAAAAGAAGCACGGAACCUCACCAAGACACCCACACUUGAUUCUCUUAUCCAUGCUGCAGAGGAGAACCCAGAUGAAGAUGUCCCAAGCUGGGAUAGUGACAUGGCCUCACUGCUGCUCUUGGUUUAUCUCCUGCCUCCACCACCUGGUGGGAAAAAGAGACCUGUGAAGAUCAGCGUCCGGGAAGCAGUGGAUCACGUUGUCAAGUUUCACAAGUCUUGCCGUAGCCUUCAAGAGGUGACCAGCUCAGACAAGGGGAGACAGCCCUACAUCCUGGCAGUUGGGACAUCAAAAAGCAGUAUUCAUGACUACUACAUCGUGGUGGAUGGGCAACUCCUUCCCUGCAAGGCUAAGUCUUCCCUGUCUGCCUUUGAUGAACUUUUCAAAACACAUUAUGUUUUCGGCAUCUCUUAUGACCAGGCCCUUAACAACAUGUACACAUUUGUACAGACCACCAUUUACAACAUCGAUGUGGGCCUCUGUCAUGAAAGUCCAAGGGUGAAGGACAUGAGAUCUAAACUCCUCAACUGA